GUCGGUGUGGUACGGCGGCUCGCAGGGCUCAAAGUUCGCAGCUAGCGACGCUGACGAUGGGAGAGGUUGUUUGCGAGGAACUCGAAGAUUUGGUUCAUUUCUCAGUGCACGACCUGCCGGCAAGAGGCUAUGUCGUCAUGGGGGAAAUACGGCGGCAGGGGAAACUCUGUGACGUCACGCUCAAGGCGGGCGAGCACAAAUUCAGCGCCCACCGCAUCGUGUUGGCUGCCUCCAUCCCGUACUUUCACGCCAUGUUCACUAACGACAUGGUGGAGUGCAAACAGGACGAGAUCCUUAUGCAAGGAAUGGACCCCAGCGCUCUGGAGGCGCUGAUCAACUUCGCCUAUAGCGGCCACGUGGCCAUCGACCAGCAGAACGUUCAGGCGCUCCUGAUCGGCUCCAGCUUCCUGCAACUGCAGAAUGUCAAAGACGCCUGCUGCUCCUUCCUGCAGGACAGGUUGCAUCCCAAGAAUUGUUUGGGAGUGCGGCAGUUUGCAGAGACCAUGAUGUGCGCCGCCCUCUACGACUCAGCCAACAAUUUCCUGCAACGGCACUUUGUGGAUGUGUCCCUGUCGGACGAGUUUCUCACCUUGCGGACGGAAGAGGUGCUGGAGCUCGUGGCCUGCGAUGAACUCAACGUCAAAACUGAGGAGCAGGUGUUUGAGGCGGCUCUGUCUUGGGUCCAUCACGAUCGCGUUAAGCGGGCACCAUUGCUGCCGGAGUUGCUGUCCAAGAUCCGGCUGCCGCUUUGCCGUCCACAGUUCCUGACGGAGCGAGUCCAGCAGGAAGAACUCGUGCGCUGUUGCCACAAAUGCAGGGACCUCUUGGACGAGGCCAAAGACUUCCACCUGAUGUCGGAGCGUCGCCCUCCCGGCCUCCCGGCCUUCAAGACGCGUCAGAGGUGCUGCACGUCCAUCAUGGCGCUCAUCUACGCCGUGGGAGGCCUAAAUAGCUCUGGUGACUCCAUGAACGUGGUGGAGGUCUUUGAUUCCACGGGGAACUUCUGGGAACGCUGCCAACCCAUGAGGACGGCCCGAAGCAGGGUAGGCGUGGCCGUGGUCAACGGGCUCCUGUACGCCAUCGGAGGAUACGACGGCCAGUCGCGACUCAGCACCGUCGAGGUCUACAACCCCGAGACGGACGCGUGGACCAGAGUGUCCAGCAUGAACAGCCAACGCAGCGCCAUGGGAACGGUGGUGAUGGACGGCCACAUCUACGUAUGUGGCGGCUACAAUGGAAAAUCUUCUCUCAACUCUGUGGAAUGCUACUCGCCGCACACUGACAGGUGGACGGUGGUGACGGAGAUGAGCGCCAGUCGCAGCGCCGCCGGUGUCGCCGUUUUUGACGGGCGCAUCUUUGUGUCAGGAGGACACGACGGCUUGCAAAUCUUCAACACGGUGGAGUCCUACAACCACCACACGAACCGCUGGCACGCGUCGGCGCCGAUGUCCAACAAGCGUUGCCGUCAUGGGGCGGCGGUGCUGGGUAGCCAUUUGUAUGUCGUGGGCGGCUACGACGGUUCGAGAUUCCUAAGCGGCGCAGAGGUCUUCAGCUCGGCCUCGGGCCACUGGAGCCACUUGACGGCCAUGAACACGCGGCGCAGCAGAGUGUCGCUGGUGGCGGCGUCGGACCGCCUGUACGCCGUGGGCGGCUAUGACGGGCAGACCAACCUGGGUUCCGUGGAGAUGUUCAACCCCGACACGGCUCGAUGGACCUUCAUGGCGCCCAUGGCCUGCCACGAGGGCGGAGUAGGCGUAGGUUGCAUCCCCCUGCAGCUCGUCUAAACGGUCCCAUCGCACCCCGUCGCAACCGGCGGGUCCGCUGUCGGUCCAGGCCGGGCAAGUUUGUGCCGGUGACCAUAGCUCGAGCUGCCGGGGCUUACGGUUAGCAUUGCGGCCGCGGCAGUUCCGACCGCCGGCAGGCGCCGCGAUCAUGAGGCCGCCGCGCACGCGCUGGCCACUUCCUCUUGGCCGGCCAGGACAGGAAGUGGCUCAUCUGCUUUAAAAUAAAAGCGCAUAGGGUUAGGGUGGUGCUCAGCCGGGACUUCUUUUUGGAAACAAGAGGAAUGUGUCCUCAUGACUUCCAAUUCAUACAAUGUGCAAGGAAUGUGAAUGUGGAGCAAAGUUGUUUCUGCAAGUGACAAAGAAAUAAAGUUGCUUAAGGGAUGAAUGUA
Messenger RNA from Syngnathus acus (greater pipefish), 2173 nucleotides. It is a transcript of the gene klhl18, whose product is annotated as kelch-like family member 18. The record is from RefSeq and is a predicted model, not a curated record. Bases 57 to 1784 code for a protein of 575 amino acids. NCBI's taxonomy places the organism in Eukaryota, Metazoa, Chordata, Actinopteri, Syngnathiformes, Syngnathidae. The transcript is spliced from 10 exons. Gene Ontology annotation, molecular function: protein binding.